UGUUUAUUUGCGACAAUUUAGAGAUAAGCUUGAAGUUCUUGACAUUAAACAAGAACAUGGAAAAGAAAAAAGAAGCACAAACUUGUUGUCAGCUUUGUAACACAACUCUACUAACAGACCAGGAGUAUUUUGAACACGAAUUUUCUUUGAUGCAUCACAUGAAGUUGGAGACAAUGAGAAAGGGGAGAAGUCAUUUCUGCACCUUAUGUAAGAUCAACAUUCCUGGUAUAAAAAAUUAUGCAGAUCAUCUUGAUGGAAGAAGACAUCAAAAAAAGUUGAAACAUGCAAGAAAUAUUUGUAAGGAGAGUUCAUUCAAAGAAAAAGACGUACAAAUUAUAGAUGAAGAACAACCAUAUGAUGUUCAGGAAGCUAUUAUACCAGCAAGUGUAUCUAAGGGUACAAGACGACAGAAGAAGAUAUCAAAUGAAAAUCAAAUUUGCAAAAAACAGACAAGGUUUUCUAUGGGUGGCCCACCUCAAGAUGACAUGAAGACAAGACAGUUUGAUAAUAUGCAAAACUUAGCUGAGGGUAGCCAGAUAUCUCAAGAAAUGCCAUCAGAAUUUCCUGAACCAUAUUUUUCAAGUACAUGGUCAUCUUCAUUUACUUACUCAAAGAUACUCCCAAAAACCAAAUUGAAAAUGAGCUCAGAAGUAUAUUCUAAUGAAGAAAACCACACAAAUAGGGUGUAUGAAGGGAGUUAUACAUCUAACAGGAAUAGUCAUUGGUUUGCAGACAAGUCAAGAUAUGAUUUUCCAUAUUCUAAAAAGAGAAAACAGCUCUCUAACAUUAAAGAGCCUGGACAUUACAAUUACAACAGCAAACAUAAAUGGUCUCGAGAGGAUCAGUAUAAUGAUAACUUUGAGACUGGACAAAGUAGUCAUUAUUAUUCAGCUGUUGAAAAUGUAUUUAAUGAUAGAUAUUUUAAUCAGUAUUCUACAAACCAAGAAUUUCAAAGUGCUCAUAAUUAUUUUACUGAUUGUAACAUUAAUGAAGCAGAACAAAAUCUGGAAGGUUUAUAUUCUCAAAAAAGAAAGAUAGAGAGAGAUUUAUCAAAUUUAGAUAGCCAAACUAAACCAGAAGUUCGUACGGGAAGAUUUCAUGACAGACCAUAUCUAGUCACAAGUGAAAAACAUGAAAAUAUAAAAUCCAAUAAUUUGUACAAAGGGAAAAAAAUUCAGAAAGCCUUCUCUUCUACAAAAAAAGACUAUAGAACAGAUUUAUCUGAAAAAGAUACUACUGUGCGUUGUGCCUCAUUGAAGGAAAGAAAUAAGAGUAAUCACAAAAACAGACGUUACGCAAGCUUCAGUCAAACAACACAUGGUGUAAACAGCAAAGCUAGGUAUAGUACUGAACCAAAAGAUAAUGAAAAACAAAAUGGUGUAAGUACAAGUAAUUCAUCCUGUCACAAAAAGAAUGUGAACCGUGCAUCUUCUCAUGAUAAAAAAUCAAGGAAUGAGAGGAUGUGCACUAAUAUCAGUGUGACCAUGAACACAACUUUGGAUAGUAAGUCGAAGCAUUUAGGAAAAAAAUCACUCUGUGUAAAAUCUAAAUCUGCAAAUGCUGAUUUUGGAGAGGCAUCACUAUUAAAUGUUGAAGAAACAAUAUCUGCAGUAGACAAGACAGAUAAUACCUCAUCUUCAAGAAGUUGUACAGAAGCUAUAAAAUCUCUAAAUUCUAAAACAGUACAAUCUUCCAGACAACUGGACACUGAAGGAGCUAUUUUUGAAGAAAAACCACUUUAUAGCUGUGAGCGGAUAAAUAAUAAUACUGAUAUUUCUGUAAACAGUGAUAAAAUACAAAAUGAAUCUGUUGGUUCAGAGAUGUUUUCAAAGGUUAAUAAAGAAAGGUCUAGAGAUAAAAUGCAGAUAAUGACUUCCAAGUUAGAAAGUCAACAUAAAGUAAUGACUGAAGAUUCACAUCAGUUUACAACCUCAUCUAAUGAGUUAGAUUCUCAAUCUUUGUCUUCAUCAGUUGGAAGUCAAAAGCUUGCAAAGCUCACAGAAGUAUUGGAAAAAUCAAAACAUGAGAUUAGUGCAUACAACAAAGAACUUUUGAGUCGCCUAGUGAACUUCCCCCGCACAAGAAAAGAACAAAACCAGCUAAAAAAAUGGAUUCAUGACUAUACUCAGUCAUCUAAGAAAUUGACUCUUCCCAGGUUCAAUCUAAGAAUGGGUCAUAGCACUUCAAAGGAAUGUUCUCCUUCAACAAAUGACAUUGACCCAAAGUUAAACAGUCUUGUGACAGAAGUAGAACUAAGUGAACUUUCCAUUGAUGUUCUCAGUAGUAUAGCACAUAUGUUAGAGGAUGAUAGUGAAACAGAGAUAUUUUCAUUAACAGACUGGGAUUCUUCUCAUAGAACUACGUGUUCUAAUUUAUCAGUUACAGAGAAAAAAAUAACUGAGAGGAGCAAACAGUCAUCAGUGUUAGAAAUGAAGUCUCAUGAUUCAUGUCCACAGUUUGAAUUGUGUUCAGUUAAUAUGGGUUUAGAAAGUGGUUCUGUACCACAAGACAUUUUCUUAAAGCCUCAUCCAUUAAAAAAGAAUAAACCAGACAAUGACUCUCAACAAACUUCUAGUAAACAAUUUCAGAAAGUGAUGGACUCCACAGAAGUGAUCAUCAAACAAGAAUGUCAAUGGGACAGAAAUGAAACACGAUCUCAGAGUAUUGAAAAUGAAAUCACUGGUUCUGUGUUUCCAGUGGGAAAGCAGCAAAGAUGUCAGAAAAGUAGCAUGUCAGAAACACAAAUGUCAGUAUGUCAAGAUAAAUGUAUGACACCAAACCUAGUUGAUUUAGCAGUUUCUAUUAAAACUGAACCUCUUGAGCCAAAGGAAUCUUUAGCAAGCACUUAUCUGAAUAGUGAUUUUGUUGUACAAGAGAAUGAAUUAAAUAUUGCACGUACAGAUGUCAAUACCUCAGAAACUGAAACUGAGCAUAAUGUUACCCAGUCUUUCAUGGAAACUUCUAAAAAACUGAAUAAUGAGUCGCAGUUUAGUACAGAAGGUUUUACAGUGAAUGGGAGACAUGUUUUUCUCAACUGUCAAAAUAAUGACCAAAUAUUCAGUGACUCGUGCCUUCCUGAUGACCAUCAAAGUCAAAUUCCCACUAUUCCACCUUCUAUGUCAGUUCUACCUGUUUUUCCUGCUCCUUCCUUGGAAAGCAUUCCAUCACUUAUUGACUCAGACUUAAAUUCUAGUAAAUGUCAAUCAGCAUUUUCACCUUCUGGUGUCCUUUCUCGAGAAACUCUUAAAGAGCUGAUGACAGUGACCAAAGAUGAAGAAACCAUCCAGUCUGAGUUGAAGAUAGCCAACCAGACAGUGGAACAUAUUUUAAAAUAUUUACAAAUGUGGAAGACCAGAAAAUUAGAGUUACAAAAAGUUGAAAAGAAGCUGAGAAUGAGGAGAAAUCAACUUGUAAAGAAACUUCAAGGGAAGAAAAGAAAGACAAAAGACUUCCAGAAGACUACACAAAAGGCUGAAACUGAAGCUACAAGCUGUUCUGAAGAUGGGUCAUCAACGCCCGCCCAAGAAAAAGAAUUAGGAAACUCUAUGGAAGAUAAGUCCACAGAUAUGUCCUUCUUAGCUACUACUACACCGAAUGUUUCAUUAACAACAGUUGACCUUCCAAGUAAUAGCAGCACUAUAAUAAAUCCAAUUAGCACAACAUCUUCAGUAAAUGACUCAAUAAAAGUCACCUAUUUGGGAGCUUUUGGUCAGUCAAAUAUGAAUAUGGUCCAAGAAAUAGCGGGAAUUUUACAGAGACAAGGUUGCUCAAAAGUAAAUGCUGAGAACUUGUUAAAUUCUGUGAGUACAAGUCAUGCAGAUUCAACAACAGAUCUAACACAUGAAACUGUCACAAAACGUAAACCUUCAGAUUCAAGUUUACAAGAAAAGGUAACAAUUGCUGAAGCUAAAACAAACACUUCAAAAAAGCGAAAAUUAAGUACAGAAGCUACAAGUUCCUCAGAAGCAUCUACUGUGGAAGAAAGUGACUGUAGCCUUUCUAAGAAACAUAGAGUUACAGCCAAAUCAAAACAUUCAGUUACAAAAACAACCGACCAGACAGUUUUACAGCCAGAAGUAACUUUUAUUGAAGAAACUAUAUGUGUCUCUCCAUUGAAAAAACGAAAAAAGAUGGAAAAAUCAAAAAAGUUUUCAACUGUUUCUGAAGAUAAAACAACAAGACAGCAUAUAGUAGAGAAUGAGUCAUUUUCAAAACAGUCAAGGAACAAGAAAAAGAAAUGCUCUACUGAAGAAAAGCUUUUGGAUGAUGUUAGUGAAUCUGUAUCAGGUAUCACGGCAAAAUCAAGACAAUCUGAUGCCACUUCCAAAACAGCAGAAUAUCAAGUGGAAUGGCAAGCACUACAAAAGGAGAUUCAGGCUCAUCAAAGUGCUGUUGUUGUUGUCAAGAUCCAUCAAGGAUACCUAUACUCUGCCUCAUCAGACACAACAGCUAAAAGAUUUGACCUCCAGACACUAGAACACAAGACCACAUAUAAAAACCACAAGAAACUUGUAAGUGCCUUACAUGUUGAAGACAAGAAAAAUGUGGCCACGUACUUAUAUUCUAGCAGUCAUGAUGGAUUUUUACGUUGUUUUGAAGUUCAGAGUGGUAAGUGUUUGCAAGAGAUUAACUUAGGUUCUGGAAUCUUAUGCAUGACUGCAGCUUGGGGUAGGCUCUUCUUGGGUCUGAAAACUGGAUACAUCAUUCCUUAUAUUAUACAGAGAGAAAAAAUGCUGAAACCAUUGCCAUGUUCUUCUAGCUCCAUUAGUCGCAUAUUUGCCACCACUGAAGGUCUGCAGAAAUUAUUGUGUGUUGCAGCAUAUGAUGGUCUUAUCACGGUACGAAAUUCUAACACAGGCUUGCUUCUUCGUUAUUUUGAACAACCAGUCCAACCUCCCUGUUGUCUGCAGUUUGUAGGAACUACUGUUUAUGUUAGCACAGCCAAGAAAACUCUUAGAAUUCAUGAUUUUUUGACUGGUAAACUUGAGAAAACAUUAGAUUGUAAAUCUUCAGCAACAGGCAUGGAGGUGCUGGGGGAUAAGUUGCUUGUAUCAUCCUUUGAUGGGCUUGUUCGUUGUUACAGAAGACAGGAUCUCAGUUUGCAGUGUUGUUUCUACGGAGCUGGCAAGGCAAUGGUUUUAUGCUUAGAUGUUUUUAAAAAUAUGAUUGUAACAGGAAAUCACAAGGGGAAAAUUGAAGUUUUGAAGUUUGAUCCUUCUAAAGGUUUAGUAUGCAUGGAACCUCAGUGUGGACUAACUUUUACCAGAGAUGAAGAUUUGGAUUUCCAUAAAGCUAAUGAUCAUCUAUCACCAACCUAGAUGAAAAAAGGGAAAUUCAUUGCCACAGUUAUGGGUAAGCUAUGACAGCAAGGUUCCUGCUGAGUGUACAAGCAGAGAUAUAAUAUAGAUUUCUUGUCUUUUGGAAAGCGAGAUUCCUGUUGAUUGUACACAUCUUUGUGUCUGCCGUUUAUUUCUUUUAAUAUAGAAUUUUGAAAACCUGUUUGAUAAGUCUUUAUGUAAAUAAAUAACAGUUUUUUUUGAGUAUUUAAUUUUCUGGCUUGUUCUUUUUGUUAACACUUAUGUAGAAAAAAAAAUGUGGUGUAUUUUUAGCCAUGGCUCAAGUACAGAUUUUUUGCUCAUAGCUCCAUCCCUUGACCAAUUUGAUGUCUAAUUACAGUCACAACUAUUGAGGAUUCCUUCGUUUUUCUUCGCACCACAACUUACUUGUAUUUUUAAACAUUCAAAAUGCACCUUUGCUCUAUAAAACCAUGUAGUUGGAUAAAUGAAAGUACUUGACUUUAAAUUGAUGGUUCUUGUUAAUAUGAAUAAUGAUUUUUACACACCUUUUAGUCAAUUUAUAAUCCUUUUGUAAUUGUUUAUUUACAGAAGCAUGUAGAUAAAUUUUCUAUUAACUUAACAGUAAGCAUAUGAGCAUCGAGGUUACUGUGGUGCAGAAGCAUAAUACAAAUUUUAGUUACCUUGGUUGGUACAUGAUUAGCACUGAAGUGAGUGUUUAUCAUAAAUCAGUAAUUACUGGACUGUUGCAUGCGUUUUGAUAGAAUUGUGGCAGUUACUUUUAAGAUCAAUCUGGCAGUCUUGAUUAACUGAGCAUACAGAAUUUUAAGUGCCAACAGAUCAAUACAUGAACAAAUAAUGAGAACUAAGAAAGUUAUGAACUUGAAUGAGUUUUGUGCUAACUCUAAUUAUAACAAUGAAUGUUUAAAACAAUGUUGCCACCCUGAGGCAUUGCCUUUUACUUUAUCAGAACUGUUUUACCAAAUAAAGAAUUAAAAAUCAUUUUUGGUUAACAAAACACACUCAAGGUCGAUGUACUUUAAAAUAUAUUCUUACAACAAAAAUUAUUUUUAGAUUUAAGGACUUAGUUCUCAAUAAUAAUAAGUCAUUCACUGUAAACAAGUUUUAAUGUCUUUACUUCGUAAAAGAAGUAUGUUCCACUCACCUAUAGGGGGCUCUACUCAUCAACUAAAUUGGGGAAUACAAUAACUAUAGUUUACCAAGUAUAUAUGGAGUGUAACUGUUGCAUUUGAAGAUGAAAAGUUUAUCACAGUGAGUACAGCUGAGGAAGAAGUGCAACUGAGAAUUCAAAAGUCUAGUGAUUGUCAGUCUGAAGCUAGAACAAACAUUUCGCUUAUCCUAUUCUCUUCAUAUCAUGAUCUUCUAAUACAAAUUUACUCAAUUUAAUCUUACUUGUGUACUUAGAAUGAAUAAGGUGGUAGAAAUAUGUGGACUAAAUAUAUAAAUAAAGAUUGACAGAGCACAGUGACGAGCAGGGGUAUAAGUAAACAUAUAUAUAUAUAAAAAGAAUGAAUACCACAUAAAAUAUUGAUGUAAGGUAAAGGAAAAUUUACUUUUUAAGUCUUCUCUAAAACAUGACCAAAAAGAAAAGAAAUUUGUAAAUACAACAUUACACCAAACUACCCUUAGUCCAGUAGAACUUUAAGUUACUUUUCUGCUUUGUUUUAUGAGUUCCUACUGUAAUUGUUUUAGUUAGUACAUGCUGUUAUAAGAUAUCCCAUCAUAUGGGAAUAUAUUUAGUAUUUCUUCUAAAUAUUAUACAAGUAAUAAAAAAAAAUUAUUGCAAAACUUAAGUAUAAUGUAAGGAUAGCAAUGCUAA
This is a messenger RNA of Limulus polyphemus (Atlantic horseshoe crab), 7134 nucleotides long. RefSeq lists its product as uncharacterized. Gene Ontology annotation, molecular function: zinc ion binding; SH3 domain binding; RNA binding. Gene Ontology annotation, cellular component: cytosol; membrane. NCBI's taxonomy places the organism in Eukaryota, Metazoa, Arthropoda, Merostomata, Xiphosura, Limulidae. The coding region runs from base 57 to 5318 and encodes 1753 amino acids. The record is from RefSeq and is a predicted model, not a curated record. The transcript has 23 exons.